UGUCCUGCCGAUGUGCUUAUCAUUUGUCUACCUAUCUGAGCUAGGCGAGAUUAUGGUUUGAGGCCGAGACGACAGCUCCUAAUCGACUCAAACGGCAGCGUAAAAACAUUUGACUGUUCAUUGCCGAUUCACCAGAGGUUGCUUCUGUUGUUCUGUUGCAGCUACUCCUACACUCCUGCAGCAAUCUCUUACCUCCACUCCAAUCAGUGGCUGGCAGUCUGGUAAUCUCCGCUACAGAGGACCCUCAAAACUUGGCCGCUAGCUCCACCCAAGCUAUCAUUGACACUUGACAGCAACCCUCAGCCCAUCCAUCACAUCCUAGAUGUGCAUGUGCAUGUGAGAGCGUCGUAAUUCAUUCGACCACUCUCCCUCCAACUUUCUGCCCCGACACUGUCAUUGGGGUUCGUAUUGGCCUCAGCGAUCACGGCUGCACAAUACCAUGACAGUUUGAUAGCGCACGGUUGGGCCAGAGUGAUUAGUGGCACUGAAAGGCAAGAUAUUUGUCUCAGGGAGAUAGAGGGAGAAUCGGAGUGCAUAAGGACACUCUGUGACAGUUUCGCAGAAAAAGUUGGAGAUUUCACGCCUCACCAACAAUCAUCCAAUCUGUCCUCUCUUGACUCUUUUUUUAUCUGCGCAUUGACGGUCUACAAAGAACAUUUCGCUUCUGAAUAUCGAGUGCAAAACCCAUUCAACAAAUCCUGGCUUCUGGGACCUGGAUCUGCACUUCGUAACCUGGACUGGUACAACCAAUUUCUAACCAGGUUUCCAGCUGUCCCUCGCUUUUCGAGGGGCCAACUCCAACGAUUAGAUGAACACCAGCGAUUUGAACGCGACGACCUCAGCCGUCAAAGAUAACAACGACAGCGACUGGAUGUCAAAGGCUGAUCCCUUUUUAUCAACGCCUGCUGCAAGCCCUGAAACUAACCGACCUACCGACCUGGGCGAGCUUGCCAGCGGCAACUGCUACAGUGACCAGGACCAUGAUGUGCCCACGGACAGCCUGCUGAAUUUCGCUGAUGUCCCUGGUCAACUAUCUCACUUGCCAUUCAACCCUGGUUCAGCCAAUCCCUCCUCCACCUACACCCCAGAUCCUAAUUCCAGCUUGCUCACUUUCUCAUCUUCCAUUAUUGACACAACUCCGACUUCUUCUGCCUCGUCUGUCACCGAUACGCCCACGACCAGCACGACUGUCAUCGCCUCAGCCGCGAUAACCCCUGCCACGAUAACAAAAACAACGUCAACGUCAACAAACGCUCUUCUCCCGUUUCCUACUCCAACGUCACCCCUACCAUCAUCUGCUCUUCGCAAGACCUCGCCUGGAUUAGCUGCCCGACUAAAAGCUUUGGGAUUUGGCGCCCAAAAAUUCUCUACGCCCCCGAUAACGCCUCAAAACGAUCGUAUCGGCCGUCUGAACGAAGAUCAGCUUCGACAGCUCGACGAGAAGCACCAAGCGGGUUCGGUCAAAUCGGUCAUCGCCCGGCGCGGUCGCCCGUGGAAGGGCGCCGGCGCUUCUUCCUCACCAAAGCCCGUCGCCCACGACCCAAGUCUUGAGCUACCGCCGUUCAAGGUCGAGAUUCCCGAUUCUACCGUGGCCUUGUUGCCUGAGAUUCAAACCCCCGAACCCCUGGACAUGGACACUCAAAAGUAUCGGCUCCCUGACCACACCAAUGGCAAUGGGACAAAGGUCACCCUGGAUACUCGCCGCGAACACAUCGAGCGCACCACACGCCCUCCGUCUCCUGAUAGUGCAGGACUGCCCCCUCUACCACCCCCGAAGGAUACACCACUGAUCGCAACUUCUACGCCGGCUACGCCCCCGACCGACUACGUUCCCAGCCUCAACUCAUACUUCACACCUGGUCAUAAUCGCCCCGGUUCUAUAUACACGCUAUCGCGCGCUUCUUUUGCCUCUCAGCUUGCUCAGUUAACGUCAUUGCAACUCCCAGAUGCGGAAUCGCUAGCGAGCCAGGUUACAGCAAUUCCUACGGCUCAGGUAGCUGCCAAAGCACUGAUCAAUGCUGCCGAGCAAAUCAGGAGCUGGAUAUCCAAGGCAUCGGAGGUCGUGGAAGGCCUGGAUAGCGAAGAUGAUGUCGAGUGGGCUGCAGCUGGUGGUCGCGAGGGUCUGGCUGAAGUCGAAAUGGCCAUCACUCGCUUUGAGGAGCUUGUCAAAGCCUAUGUUGGAGCUAUCGAACAGUUGCAAAACAGAAAGGAUGUUGCCAAUGUAUCUGUGCAAGACCUGACCCAAGCUGUUUCGCAAAUGGAGUCAGUCAUUCAUGAGUGGGAGAAAAUCCGCAGGACGCUACAUGUGGUAAGAGCUCAGGUGGAAAUAGCUAUGGAGUGGGAGGAACUUUGGAACAACGUUCUUGGAGACGUACAAGGGGAAAUGGAUGAACUCAGCAGAUUGGUAUUUGAGAUGGAAGAACGACGCCACAAGAGUUUGAUGGCUGCCAACGCUGACAGUGUUGACAUUGGGGACCUUGAGACGAUUGUGGAAGAGAACCCUAUCCAGGCAGCUCGGUUGCAGGCCCCAAGUCGCUAUAGCCUUCCGACCUUUCCAGUAACACCAAACUCACCAGGCACGCCCACCUUGUCGCAGGACGACUCGAGUUUGCUGGCUCUGUUUGCUCGAAUGCAGCCUUUGAGGGCAUCUCUUGACUUCCUGCCGAUGCGGCUGUCCAUGUUUGAGGCGAGGGCCGAGCCAUCGUUUCCCACAGCCUGUGAGGAGCUGAACAUGCGUCGUGAAGGACUUGAUGCUAGCUACAAGAAGCUCGAGAAGGAUGCUGAGUCACUACGCAAGGAGUUAGGAGAGGAUCGAUGGGUUAUUGUUUUCCGAGGUGCUGGUAGGCAAGCACAGAAGAUGCAAGAGUCUGUCGAGCGCUCUCUCCUCAAACUGAGAGAGGCUGCCGACUCCGGUAUGCAUCUGACUAACCAGCCUGCUAUGAUGAAGAAGUUGGAAAGCUACGAGGCCAAAAGAAUGCAUUAUGGGCCAGCCAUUGAGCGUGUCCUCUCAAUCAUCGACAAGGGUGUCAGUGAGCGGCUAACAGUUAAUGGUGAGAUUCUGCGUUUGCAUAACGACAUGCAAAAUAAGUGGCAGGCUUUGAAACAGCAGAUGAAAGACGCAGAGUCAUUGAUUGAGGAAAUUCAUGCUGAUAAGGGUCAGCAGCUGCGGGAUUCCAUCUCCAGUAUGCUCUCAAACGAUCGCUCAACUUUAGGUAGCGGACGUGAAACCCCCGGCAGCUCACCACCAUCGUCAGUCAUCAUGUCGAGUUUGGGACUGGAUCCUCAUACGCCAUUAUCAAAAAACCCAAAAGUACGGGCUACGCCUGGUGCUGCCAACCGCCAAAUUCCUUCGAACCGUCGACACUCUUCACUGCCAGCACCAACAUCACAAACAAGCAGGAAAUCGGGUUUCUCUCGCCUUUCCACUAUCUCAGGCUCUUCGUCUACUACCAGUCUGCCACCCAGCCAGAUUAAACGGCCAGAUUCGAAGCUUGCACACCGCCCACGUUGGAACGCUUCGACAAAUACGUCAGAUGUCGAUACAGGUCACAACUUUAAACCUCUGACGCUAACGACGCCGAGUCCAUAUGCUAAGAAGAGCCCUGUCGCACAUAAAUCCGCUGGCUCAACGACACCUGGUUCCAGCACCUCAAAGCUACCGACAUUGCGCAGCCCUCUAGCACGUGCCUCAUCAGCGUCUCCCAGAGUCGAGGAAACGCCCACUAGAGGCAGUCACUCGAACCUAUCAUUCCGGGAGAGGCUUGCGUCCCCUGGUGCAAACUCUCAGCCAUUGCCAAAGCCACGCCUGGCUUCUCAUCAAUCAACAACGGCCCUCUCCGGCAGACGCUCGUCUCUACAGGCCUCGAGAUCUAUCGGGCCAGAUGGAGACCGGCACAGCAGGCCUGCUAGUUCUCUUGCUAUGUCUUCAAGGAGGAUUAGUCUUCUUCCUCAGCCUACAGAAACCGGCCGGGCCAGCCCUGCGUCUGUCUCGAGUGUUCGGUCUACAAUGCGCAAGCCUUCUCCUGCUGAGCCGAAAGAUUCAAAGCCCAGAUGGAGACAUUGAGAGCUAUCCGCCUCCACUGCAGCAUAGCCUGUUAACAGGCUUCGCCCAGGAACGAAACUUUACGUUCUAAUGUAACACCAUAAUCCAUCGAGUUGACUUCGCUAUACCAACCUCUUAACAUCAUCAAAGAGCCUGGCGUACCAUUUAUGAAAUAAUUCUUUUCUGCAGCAAGGCGUACCGGGUUCUCAUCAAGACGGUUGACGGAGUUUGGGACAUAACUUAAGGGAUGACGGUCUUGCUUUCCCGUUUUCUUUGUCUGGACUCCGUAGUCCCCGGCCACGAGUCAAACUCUUUCGCUCGACAUUUUCUUUCUUUUUGUGCCAAAUUGUGCACAAUGUGCUGUAAUUAGGACGGAGAAGAAGGAAGCUAUGUGGUAAUCUAGGCUGGCACAAUAUUGCUGCAUUGUAACAUUCGCAUCAUGCUUCCGCUCAACGAGCUGCCUGUCUAGAUGUAGAAAGAACUCCAAUCAAAGAAGUAAAGGGUUCCAUGCAAACAGUUCCCAAAAGUGAAACCUCGCUGGCCCAUAGUAUGAUUUCUCUUUUCAUUUUAUUAUGUGCAUGUUUGUGACAAUCCGGCU
Fusarium verticillioides 7600 is the source of this 4640-nucleotide messenger RNA. RefSeq lists its product as hypothetical. The record is from RefSeq and is a predicted model, not a curated record. Lineage: Eukaryota; Fungi; Ascomycota; Sordariomycetes; Hypocreales; Nectriaceae. The coding region runs from base 809 to 4063 and encodes 1084 amino acids. The transcript has a single exon. Gene Ontology annotation, biological process: mitotic spindle orientation checkpoint signaling; nuclear migration along microtubule; establishment of spindle localization. Gene Ontology annotation, cellular component: cell cortex; spindle pole body; mating projection tip.